This is a messenger RNA of Drosophila rhopaloa, 1686 nucleotides long. Its product is annotated as probable cytochrome P450 4ac1. NCBI's taxonomy places the organism in Eukaryota, Metazoa, Arthropoda, Insecta, Diptera, Drosophilidae. The transcript has 5 exons. Gene Ontology annotation, molecular function: oxidoreductase activity, acting on paired donors, with incorporation or reduction of molecular oxygen; monooxygenase activity; iron ion binding. Bases 58 to 1587 code for a protein of 509 amino acids. The record is from RefSeq and is a predicted model, not a curated record.
GCUCAGUGGGUGGUGAAGUCCCUUAUAGAACGGAUCGAUAGAGGAACUUGUGACAAAAUGUGUAUCGCUCUGCUGGGAACGCCACUUUUGUUUAUGGCCCUUUGGGUCCUGCUAAAACAUCUAAAUAAAACUUACUUUGUUCUUUCAUUAUGCAAACGAGUGCGAACAGAGGAUGGUAGUCCACUGCAAAGCAAAGUGGUCCUAAUGCCCGGAAAAACUCGCUUCGGCAACAACUUGGAUAUUCUCAACUUUUCACCUUCAAGUGUUUUUAAUUUUGUACGAGAAUCAACUGCCAAGGCCAAAGGUAGAAACUAUCUGUGGUAUUUCCUAUACGCACCCAUGUAUAAUGUAGUUCGGGCCGAAGAAGCUGAGGAGAUAUUUCAGAGCACAAAACUGAUAACCAAGAAUGUGGUUUACGAACUGAUUAGACCGUUUCUAGGGGACGGACUUCUGAUUAGCACAGACCAUAAAUGGCACUCCAGAAGAAAAGCUUUGACGCCGGCUUUUCAUUUUAAUGUCCUGCAGUCUUUCUUGGCUAUUUUUAAAGAAGAGUGCAACAAGUUACUCAAAGUUCUUGACAAAAAUAUAGAAGGAGAGCUGGAUAUUAACCAAGUUAUUCCACAGUUUACUUUAAAUAAUAUAUGCGAAACCGCUUUGGGUGUGAAGCUGGAUGACAUGUCGGAGGGCAAUGAGUACAGAAUGGCUAUCCAUGCCAUUGAAGAAGUUCUGAUACAACGCGUUUGCAAUCCGCUGAUGUAUUACAACUGGUACUUCUUUCUCUACGGAGAUUAUCGGAAACACUCGGAGAAACUUCGGAUAGUUCACGACUUCUCCAGUCGCAUUAUUCAACGCAAAAGACAGCAGUUCAAGCAAAAGCAACUCGGGGAAGUGGAUGAAUUCGGCAAAAAGCAGCGAUAUGCGAUGUUGGAUACCCUUUUGGCAGCCGAAGCAGAAGGUCAGAUCGAUCAUCAGGGAAUCUGCGACGAGGUCAACACUUUUAUGUUUGAGGGAUACGACACCACCUCCACCUGCCUAAUCUUUACUCUACUGAUGUUGGCCCUUCAUGAGGAUGUCCAAAAGAGAUGCUUUGAAGAGGUGGAAAAUCUUCCCGAGGACAGCGAUGAUAUCAGUGUGUUCCAGUACAACGAACUCAUCUAUUUGGAGUGUGUGAUUAAGGAAUCACUCAGGAUGUUUCCCUCGGUGCCCUUCAUUGGACGACAGUGUGUGGAGGAGAGUGUGGUGAAUGGAAUGGUGAUGCCGAAGGACACCCAGAUCAGUAUCCACAUCUACGACAUUAUGAGGGACCCUCGUCAUUUCCCGAAACCAAAUGAAUUCCAGCCAGAACGGUUCCUCCCGGAGAACACAGUAAACCGUCAUCCAUUUGCAUUUGUGCCUUUUAGUGCUGGCCAAAGAAACUGCAUUGGUCAAAAGUUCGCCAUCCUGGAGAUGAAGGUACUCUUGGCAGCGGUGAUCAGGAACUUUAAGCUGCUGCCUGCUACUCAGUUGGAGGAUCUUACUUUUGAGAACGGAAUUGUACUACGCACCCAACAAAAUAUCAAAGUGAAAUUGUCGAAAAGAGUCAAAUAGUGAUAUGUAAAAUAAGAAAAACUGUUUACCAAAGAUGUUUAAAUCUUUAAAAUCUUGAAAGAAAGAAAAUAAAGUCUAUUAAUAGAUGAAAAUUUAUAA